Messenger RNA from Moneuplotes crassus, 998 nucleotides. Lineage: Eukaryota; Ciliophora; Spirotrichea; Euplotida; Euplotidae. The record is from the annotation of a GenBank genome assembly.
UUGGGCUAAAGGCUUUAAGUCUUAUUCUUUGAAAGAACUAAAAUUUGAUAAACAGAGUUGAGUCUCAAAGAGUUUUGGGGAAUACUCAUACCAAAAUUAUAAAAGAAAUAUAAUCAAAGAUGAUGAAGGAGUUAAGGCAAACACUUUGUAUUCUAAAGCAGCAACUUCUUCGUUUCCAUCGAAGAAAUUGGUUAUGAAAUCAAGAUAUUCCAAGAAUAUGUAUCGAGUCCAAAGAAGUUUCAGGAUGAGUGGAAAUUUUGGCGGAGGUGAUGAACUAGAUCAAUCAUGCUACUGAGACACUAAUUCCAAUGAAGAAAUGACUACGCAAAAGAACUACUUCAAACCAUUCGGCAUGAGAAAUGUUUAAAAAUUCCAAAAUUUUCGACCCUAUAAAGCCCAAAUACACCUCCAAUCCCCACCCUCCUCUCACUCAUUCCAGCUCCCUCUCCCACCCAAAAUCGCGCUCAAAAGCUCUUCUCCCCCUCAAAAUCCACACACUUCCACACAAAAAUCCCAAAAUGCCCAAACCCCAGCACAAAAAUUCCCAAAACCUACAAUCCCGUUUACAGUCCAGUCUAAAACAUCAAAUAGACGUUUACAUAAAAUAAUGCGAAAAUUAAGGUGACACGAGGAGGGGAUUUUGACACUGAGAAAGAAGAAGAGAAGGCUCUAAAGCAGCCAAUCUUUGAGGUGGCUACGAGAGCGAAGAUACAGAAGAACAAACAAGAGAGCGGAUGGCUGAAAGGAGUAGAAAAGAAGGGCAUUAAGGAUUGGAAUGAGUACACUGACAGAUAUAAGGAGAAUCCUAAGUAUAUGAAAUACACAAAACUACUUCAGCCAAGUCAUAACUCCAAAUCUCCCCAAAAAGAACCCCCCUCUCGCCAGCCAGGUCACUUCUCCGUAUCCAUAACCCAAAAACCUACUCCAAAACCCCACCUCACACUUCUGAGCCAACCUUACCUAAAACCCCCAAAAAUUUAAAUCUCACUAAAAAUUCC